CCCCUGGUCUCGCGCCCUUUCAGUUGCCGGCUGCGCCGCUCUCGUGACGACGACGUCGCCGCCGCCGCUUCUGCUGCCGCCGCUCUUGCUGCUGCUCCGUCUCGCGCCGCUGCGGCCCCGUCUCUUUUCUCCCUUCGCCGCCGCCAUGGCCAACUACAUCCACGUGCCGCCGGGUUCCCCGGAGGUGCCGAAGCUGGACAUCGCCGUGAAGGAGACGGAGCCUUCGGGAGGCGGUGGAGGAGGAGGUGGCGGUUACCGCUACGGAGCCCUCCAGCUCCUGAGGCGCUUGAGGCCUGACUGGAAGCCUGAGGAGGUGACGCUGAAGGUAUUUACAGAUGGCAUCACCAAUAAACUUAUUGGCUGUUACAAGGGUGAAGAAGUGGAUGAUGUUGUUCUUGUUAGGAUUUAUGGAAAUAAAACAGAGCUGUUAGUUGAUCGAGAAGAAGAAUUGAAAAGCUUCCGUGUUUUACAGGCCCAUGGCUGUGCACCAAAGCUUUACUGUACUUUCAAUAAUGGCCUGUGCUAUGAAUUCAUGCAAGGUGAAGCUCUGGAUCCAGAACAUGUUUGCAACCCAGAGAUAUUUCGGCUAAUAGCCAGACAGCUUGCAAAAAUCCAUGCUAUACAUGCCCACAAUGGAUGGAUCCCCAAGUCUAACCUGUGGCUGAAGAUGGGAAAAUAUUUCUCUCUUAUACCAACAGAAUUUGUAGAUAAGGAUUUGCACAAAAGGUUUUUAAAAGAUAUCCCAAAUCCUCAAAUCCUUCAAGAAGAAAUGGCUUGGAUGAAAGAGAGACUGUCAAAUUUGGGCUCUCCAGUGGUACUUUGUCACAAUGAUCUGUUGUGUAAAAAUAUAAUCUACAAUGGAAAACAAGGUGAUGUUCAAUUCAUUGACUACGAAUACUGUGGAUAUAAUUACCUGGCGUAUGACAUUGGGAACCACUUCAAUGAAUUUGCAGGGGUGAGUGAGGUAGACUAUAGCCUCUAUCCCAGCAGAAAACUACAAGAGAAGUGGCUGAGGGCUUACCUGGAAGCCUAUAAGGAAUACAAAGGAUUUGGAACAGAUGUCAGUGAGAAAGAGGUUGAGGUGCUUUAUGUCCAAGUCAACCAGUUUGCCCUGGCUUCUCAUUUCUUCUGGGGAUUGUGGGCCCUAAUUCAAGCAAAAUACUCCACCAUUGACUUUGAUUUUCUAGGGUAUGCAAUUGUUCGCUUCAAUCAGUACUUCAAAAUGAAGAAUGAAGUCAUGAUGUUAAAACUUCCUGAGUAACAACUAAGAACUUCAUUAUCCACACCUGGAUAAGAUUCCUUACAGUUUUUUUCCCCUGCGUAUAGACCAUGGAAAAAAGCUAAACAUUUGUUAGUUUUGUAAUGUUCCUAUGGUGUUUUUUGCUUUUUAUUGCCUCUAAACAUCACUCUUUUAAUGUGAAACCUGAAACAAAGAUCUUACUGAUGUUGUAGAAGGAAUAGAAACAUUAGAUUUAUAAAAGAGAGAGAGAGCAAAUUUAAUCCUUUCUCUUGUAAUUUUUAACAUGAUACAUGAAUUAUUUAUUAGGAAUUUUAACAUUCCAUUGCUGCUUUUCCUCAGUUCUCUCAAGGGAGUGAGUGCAGGCUGUUAUACUUUAAAGCUUUUACAUCAUAAGUUACAUUGGGAUAGUACAAAAUUGUCUCAACUGCAAGCUGUACAGUGUACAAGAUGUAUCUGUACAGGAGCCGUUUGCACUGAAGUAGCAGUCACUGAUACUGUCAAUAGAGCUGGGAUGGAAUGAGACAAAGCCGUGUUCAGGCUGUUCUGCUCUAAACUCUGCCUAAUUGCCAAAGGCAGUGGUUGGAUUUCCUCCUUGUGUAACAUACUGCUGAAAAAAAUUCAUAGGUCUGCUCACACAUUCAGGAGAACUUCCACCCGUUACUCCCCUGUGCAGAGUUCAGUAUUGUAGGAGAAAGUUUCUAACUUCAAAUGUAAGCUUUAAAAGACCACUUUUUCAGAGUGUCACACAACUUCCUCCCUUAGAGUUUGUUUAGAAACUUUUCCAACACAUUGACAUAUAGUGUAAUGGUAGACAUGCUUGGUAGAAGCCAAUAAGGACAAGGUGCUGAGCAAUUCUGUAGUGUCUGGGCGCAAAACUUACCAUUGCAUUUCAUACUCAAGUCAUUCUUUUUUGUCUUCUAAUUUUUCCUUGACUUACGUUUUGGUCUUCAGUCUUUAGAUCUGUUAACUUGCUAGAGUUUCUGUUUCUUUGUCAGAUGAUGGCGAACUCACAACUAGCCCAAGUCGUUCUUGGAAAGGAUGGCAUUUGAAGAGUGAGAAAUUGAUCAGGAAGACUUUCCCCCUCAAAAGCUAUCCUACCAAGAGCGAUUUGAUUUUCAAAAAUGUGAAAUGAAACACAAAUGUUUACUUAGCUACUGAGUGUGUAUGCAUGCAUGAGUGUGCACACAUGAGUGCACAUAUGCGUAUGUUUAAGAAUGGAGAAAGGCUUUAAGUAACUGCACCAAGUUGAGUAGUCACACAGAAAACUCUUAGUCUGAAAUUUCACUUUGGUCACUUAAGUGCCCAUAUGUACAAAGUUUGUGAUCAGAAACGGUAUGUGUAAACCCAAAUAUACCUUAAGUAGAAAUAUUAUGGGGAGCCUGUUGCACAGACUCAACAAGGAUAUUUAUUCAGAAUUAUUUUAUAGAACUCUGUAAAAUAAACAUCUCAAAAAUAUAUAAAACUGACUUGUUUAGUGAUACAUGCACCAAUCAUAAGACUGACUUGUUUAGUGAUACAUGCAGCAAUUAACAUGGAGGGAAAUUUCGCCCCAGGAAUCAUCACAUAACCUUCUGUUUAUUUACAAAAUCAAAACCAUGAUUUAUAUAUAUAUAUAUAUUGAGGUGUAUUAUUUCAAAAUCCAGAAUCUUCAAACUCCUUGCAUAGGAGAAGUUCCAUUCGGCCUUGAAACUAGUCAUUAGAAAGUAGGCUGCAGUCUAAAAUCUAGUGACUCUUACAAAUUUAAUAGUAAUGAACUAUUGGAUCCGUACCUUUAAGAAGCAUUGUUAGCACUUACAGCUAUACUUUCAUAAAUAGGUCAGUUUCUUGUAAUGUUCAGUAUUGAGCCAAGUACUUAGAGGAAAUAUGUACUCGUCAGGUAAAGGAUGUUUCUAGAGCUAUAGAAAUGAAAACAUUAAAUAUUUUCUCCAAAUAAUUGAGUGUAUAGAUACUGUAUUAUUUCCUGCAUUUUAGCACAGUCUUCAAUGACAUAUUAUUUCACCUGGUGGUUUGACGAAUUUAGAAAAUUAGUAUUCAAAGUCUUGAUUUUUCAAAGCUUAAAAUUGGUUUCUUAAAAUUACGGAAUCAAGUUGCUCUUUAGCAAGUUGCUGUUUGCAAAAAGAAAAUGUAUGUUUCAAAUAAAAUAUUGCAUAUUGAAGUACUGAAACUAAUUCUUUCAAAUUGGCAAGUUUUAAUAAAUCCUUGUCAAUAGCUGUUUGUUUUAUUAAUCAUAUAAGCUUAUUUUGCUAUUUCUAGAUAGUAAAUGAUAUUUCAAACUGUCCUUUCCUUGUUUAUCCAAUUUAAUGUGUAAGAAAACAGUUCAAACAUUCAUUUUGCUGAAGGAAGAAAGAGAUAGCCAGGCACUUGUUUUGGUGAGCCUUUAUUGUUUUCAGACUGAGCUUAAAGACCAGUAAGACUUAAGAUUGUGACUUUUUCAUUAGAGGAAGUAUAAUUUAAUCUACUGGCUGGAUGUCAACCUCAUAUUGCUGUAUUGUCACCAUAUUCCAAAGCAGAAGCGGUGAAGUCACCUAGAACGCAAUUAUGAACCCGUGAGUUUGAAAACUAGUGGAUGUCGCUUAAUUUAGAAAAUGGAAGGUUACAUCUUGUUUUCUUAUAAAACGGCUUCAUCCCUUCCAUCAACUGAGACUACCUUGUUCCCAUUUUAUAGUGAGUUCUUGAGAAGGUCUUGUCUUAGAAGAUUUACACUGUUCCCAUGUCAUUCAUAUGUUUCAGGUACUUGAACUUUUUUUCUGGAGCUCUAGAAACAACCUUAUGUAAUUCUGGCUGUGACUUGCCAAGAAACUGUUCUGUUGCCUUUACUUUUAAACUAAAGAUUUUGAAUGCCAUCACCAGUGACACUGCAGCAGGAUACUGGAAGUAGAAACAGGGUCAUUAGCAAUGGCAUUCGACCCUGCACAACAUCAGCCUACAGACCAUAGUGGCCUAGUAGCUUUUGUAAAGCAGAAGCAUUUGAAGUUUUAACCCGGCAAUCAGACCAGUUUAAUUGUCAUACAUGAUUGGUCCAGACGUUACAGCUUUCUAGGAAUUGGCAUUGGCAUAUAAAUUGGGAGAGGGAUUAUUUUGAACUCUGGCCUGGGGUUCUCAAUGUGAAUUUUGUAGAACGCUUAGCUUAUCUGAUUUAUGGUAACCGGGUCUGACUGUGUAUAUAAAAUAGUGUAAAUAACCAUUUGUAAAUUAGUGUGAAAUGUAUGGUAACUUGCAUUUAUGAAUUUAUGUAUUUCAUUGUACUCUCCUUUUGUAGAAAUGUUGAUGUAAAGAAAAAUCCAGUUCUUGACAUGUGCUGACCUUUCAUUGUUAAAUUGACCACACUCAAGGGUAAACUGUUGGGGAGCCAUAGAAUAUAAUACCUGGAACUAAACAUUAACUUUCAUAAUGCAGCCUUUACAUGGUGCCUGUAGUGACUGCUUUGCUUACAUCAGAGGAAGUAUUCAGUCUGCAAGUAAGUUCCUGAAAAUGGCCACUAUUCCAGUACGCAGCAGAUUGGACAGUACAAAGAAAAGAUCCUUUUCUUGUUUGAAGAUAAAUGAUAACGUUUUACUUUGUGGCCAGCUUAGAGGGUUGACACUGCAUAGAUAGUUGGAUUUUGCUGAAAAAAAUGUGCAUGUUACUCUCAUAACAAAAUUAACUCUUUGGAAGUAAAGCUUAUGAAAGCUUUUUUAGGCAAAAGAAGUUGCUAAGUUAUAUUCCUGUGGCAAGUCUGCAGAAAAGAGAGAGACUAAAAAUAAAUGGAAAAAUCUGAUUAUUAAGAAUUCCUGGUGGGGUUUUUUUUGUAAUUUAUCCCUGCUAAUUGUUUUAAGGAUGCAUUACAUAUCUGUUGUCCCUGUUGUUGCACAUUGGCUUUCUGGGGGAAAAUUUUUGGCCAGUUUGCAGGGUUGCUGGAGUUGUAUGCAUUCUUUUUGCCAUAGCAAAAAAUAUGGACUCUAGAAGUUGGUUAUUGUUAAACCUGUGACAUUUUCAGAGAGACCUAAUAUUAAAUUUCAUUGAACCCAACUUUUAAUGCUCAUUUAGUCAUAUGGGAUUAUUUUCGCCUCUAUACAGACCCAGAUUUGGCCUUCUAGCCCUGCCCUUCCACAUAGAUAUGGCUGUCCAUAUUCAGCCAGAAAUAGCUCAGUGCCCAUUUAGUUUGGCUCCCUGCUUUUUGAUACCACAUCCAAUAGACUUCUCAUUGUGUAAAUUAUGAACAAAUAAUAUCCUAGCUCAUAUGGACCAAGGAUAUUAAGAAGUUAUAGACCUUUAAUUCAGAAGACUCUAAAAUUUGGUAAGGUAGAUAAUACAUUUUAAUGAAAAUAAUACAUAUUAACAUAGCGAUUAAUUAAAAUGUUCUUUACCUAAAUGCAAACUGGCUAUCACCAAAUAAUGCUGUUAGUGCAUUACCACCCCCAUUUCCCCAAAGUUACAACCCUUUAGUUAGUACUGAUUGUUCAACUUAAACAAGUCUGUACUUUUUCUUAUAGCACUAGAAUUUGCUGGCUUCUUAUAUUUUUAAAGGUGAAUAAAUAUUUGCCUAGAAUUCAAAGUUUAAAAAGGCAAAAGUCUAAGCACUUGUAGCAAAAUUUGGGCAUUUUGACAACCUCUUGGACUAUGGAAGCUAGAUUAGGAUGUCUGAAUGACAGGUUCCUUAAUUCAAACAUUGCUCUCCAUUUGCAUAAGGCCAGUACUAAUUCACAGACUGGAUAUGAAGGUGACUAGCAAAUAUACUUGUACAAUAUUGAAACUAGAAUUACUGUGGAAAUUGUAAAGGCUUGAAUCCUGUUAGUCCCAAAUAGAGUGGAUUCAUUAAACACAUGGAAUUUGUUGUUGUGCUAACUCACCUUUUAACAGUUGAUUCCAUAGGGCUAUUCUACUUGGGACUGAUAAAGCCAGCCUUAAUAGUGUUAGGGGCCAGCCUUAGGCUGCAAGGUGACAUUCUCUUGAGGACAAGACAAAUGCUGACAAGAGCAACAUCUGUGGGGAAAAGAGGGUCUGUAGUAGACAUCAUUUGCAAGGUACAUUAAAGGUACUACCUGGACCUCGUUAAUCUCUGGAGAGUUAUAACCAAACUUCUCAGUGCAUUCUGGAAUACCCUUUGUAUACAUUUGUCCUUUUGCAAAGGUAGACCAUAAUUGUGUCAGGCUGCUUUAUAUUUGUUGCAAAUAGUCUCUGCACUGAAAAUAUUCUGGUACCUCAGGUAAUAAAACUUCACAUUUAGCAGUAUACUGGUUUCAUCUUGAGGCUUGCUGUUAAUAUCCCUCUGAGAAUGGUGCACAAGGAGAAUGUCCUGGACCUUUUUGUCAUCUCAUUACACUUUGAAACCUAUGUCUGUUGAGUCCAAUCUUGUCCUGUGAAAGGUUUGCCUGUCUGAAGAAAGGGAAAGGUAACCUCAUCUGUGUGUUAUGAAUGGAAUUAAACUGUGCAUUCUGUUCAUUGGCUUGUAUUGGAGUGAAAUGUUUUUUCUUUCUAAGCUAAGCAUUGUUGAAGCUAUGUAACAAGGCCUUUUACCAUUGAUUUCAAUGAAGGAAUGUAUCUUGAAAAGAGAUUUAUAUUAUGUAAAUAUUUCAAAAUUGGUUGUAACAAUAAAGCUGGUUUCUAACUGUA
This is a messenger RNA of Anolis carolinensis (green anole), 6832 nucleotides long. RefSeq names its product ethanolamine kinase 1 (gene etnk1). Gene Ontology annotation, molecular function: ethanolamine kinase activity. The record is from RefSeq and is a predicted model, not a curated record. Lineage: Eukaryota; Metazoa; Chordata; Lepidosauria; Squamata; Anolidae. The transcript has 8 exons. Gene Ontology annotation, biological process: phosphatidylethanolamine biosynthetic process. Bases 146 to 1261 code for a protein of 371 amino acids. Gene Ontology annotation, cellular component: cytoplasm.